CCCCCCCCCCCCCCCCCCCCCUGCAGGCCGGAGGUGACUCGCCAUGGUGACACUCAUCACGGAACAGCUUCAGAAGCAGAGUUUAGAUGAGCCCGCUUGCCGGGCUUUUUCCCUUAACCUGUCUGUGCCUGAAUCUCCCAACCCUGGAAUCUGGUCCACAUAUGGAUUGAUGCCAGAGAGCAGCUGGCAAGUGUGCCCCCCCUCCCAGCCCACCGUGCAGGACGUGCCGAGCCCCUCCUCCGGCCCGCCCCCCCCGGAGCCCCCCUGGGCCGGCCUCCCGCAGGGCGACGCGCUCCGCCGUCUCCUGGUCCCCAGCACGUCCGUGACAGACCUCUGCUUCGUGGGUGCACCCCCGCCGCCCCCGCCACCCCCGAAACGCCACUGCCGCUCGCUGUCAGUGCCUGAGGACCUGUCGCGAUGCCGUUCCGCCUGGCGUCCCAGCGCCUCCAAGGUGUGGACGCCGGUGAAGCGGCGCUGCCACAGCGGGGGCGGCGGCGGCGGGUCAUGCCCCCUGCGUGUGCCUGGCGCCCCCCUGGUCCCGUCACUGCGUUCCUCGUCCAGCCCCACCUUCUUCAGCCUGGCACUGUCGCCGGACUCGCCACUGCCCUGGAGCUUCCCCUGGGAUCCCGCCGCCUGCUGCUGCUGCUUGCCGUCGCCGCGGAGUCUGCCAGGCCCCCCACAGCGCCGCUUCUCCCUGUCCCCCGUGCACAUCCGGGAGGCAGCCGCACGCUUCCUGCCCCCACCCUACCCACCCACCGGCCCGCCCUACGCCGCUGCCGCACCCCCCUCGCCCUCCUCAGCCUGCAGCACGCCCUCGUCCUCCCGACGCCCCCUGCCUGCCCGACUGCCUCGUUGCCACUCGCAGCCAUGCGACCUCCGCAAGCCCGGCCUCAAGCGGCGGCACGACCCCGACACGCUGCCCUGCGCGCGGCCCGGCCUCGACUUCAGCAAGAUGACUCAGGUGAGCGCGACCUCCUGCCUUUCCUGUUUGGACCGGACCAUGUCUGGCUGCGGAGGGGUUGUCUACAUAAAUCCAGAGCCUGUCUUGGGCGACUUCAGGGGGUCAUUUUCACCAGCAGACGGCCUGGGCAGGACAAGCAUUGGGCCCCUCAGUGAAAGUGAGGAGGAGGAGGAGGAGGAGGAGGAGGAGGAAGGUCAAAGGAAGAUUGACAGCGAAGGAGGACAGCAUAGUGUCUUUGAGAGAGACUGUACAGAACUCGACUUGACCCUCAUAGAGGAGAAUUAAGAGUUAAGUGAUGGCAUCCAGUGCCCUAUGGGAGAGGCUCUCAGGAACACAGCUGCCCUCCCAGGGAACUCAGACUGGGCUCUAUAAUCACAAAACAGAUUAGGCUAAUAUAAGAUUAAUUAAUGCAGGUAGCCAUGGACACUGUCCUUCCAGCAAAAUACAUUCCAAAAUGUGAGGCCAGCUGCAGAAAGUCCCACUAAGCGCUAAUGAUCAGGAGGUCCGACAACAUCUGCCACUUCUCCCCGAGAGCGAGCCUGCUUUGGUCACUUGGCAAGACGCUCUUCAGCAGAACAAUGGUUACCCUGGCAGACUGGCGCGGUUUCCAUCAGCCAACCCCUGGCUUUUCAGCUCCUUUCAUCCACCUCUUUUUCUUUAAUGAAUUGACAGCUUUGUUUCUGGCAAAAACGCAGUACUACGAUGCACAUUUUCUGCUAUCUUACUACCUGAUGAAAUGAAUUUGAAUCAGCAUAAGCCUUAACACAAAAAAGCCAGAUUUUUUUUCCUUUUUAAACCAACAAAGGAGAAUGUGUAGCUGUUAUGAAAGUUUAAUUAUUUUUGCUCUUGUUUUACUUCUGUGAUGUUUAUUUCUGACGUCAACAAUUCAAAUUUUGACUCUGGAAAGGAUAAAAAAAAUGUAUGAUGAAUGCAGUGUUGUAAGCAAUGUUUAAACUGCAGUCAUUCUGUAGGGCACAAUUGUACAGUGAUCGUUAGUUUAAAAAAAACAAGUUUGUGUAUAAAGAGACCAGUUUAGGUUGUGGGCAGUAACCUGUCAGAGAGGAUUUGUAUUGUAUGUUACAAGAAGGCAAUUUCCUCUUAUACAGUUUGUGUACAAAUAAAGUUUAUUAGAGAUUAAUUUUACAAAAAACA
Paramormyrops kingsleyae is the source of this 2113-nucleotide messenger RNA. Lineage: Eukaryota; Metazoa; Chordata; Actinopteri; Osteoglossiformes; Mormyridae. The record is from RefSeq and is a predicted model, not a curated record.